UCCAGCGUCUCCCACCCGGGCUGCGGCGGGAGGUGGGGGCCGGGCCGGGGUCGGGGUGCCGAGCGCUAGCAGGGGGUAGUCGUGGGCCCCGACUUCUCCCGGCCGCCCGCCCGUCGGGCCCUCGAGGUGGUCCCGGGAGGGACCCCUGUCCCCAUCGCCGACCCCGCGCGGCCCCCCCCGCCUCCCGGGCCUCUGGGGCCGCAGUUCCCGCGGCGGCUCGCAUGGCAGACGAGAAGCUGGUGGUGGUGGUGUUCGGGGCCACAGGUGCUCAGGGAGGCUCCGUGGCCCGGACGCUCCUGGAAGAUGGGACGUUUAGAGUUCGAGUGGUGACGCGGAACCCUGGACAGAAGGCAGCAAAGGAGCUGAGGCUGCAGGGUGCAGAAGUGGUACAGGGAGACCAGGAUGAUGAGGCCAGCAUGGAGCUGGCCCUGACUGGGGCGCAUGCCGCCUUCAUUGUGACCAACUACUGGGAGAACUGCAGCCAGGAGCAGGAGGUCAAGCAGGGAAAGCUGCUGGCCAACGUGGCCAAGCGCCUGGGCCUUCACUAUGUGGUCUACAGUGGCCUGGAGAACAUCAAGAAGCUGACGGCCGGGAGACUGGCAGCAGGCCACUUUGAUGGCAAAGGGGAGGUGGAGCAGUAUUUCCGGGACAUUGGAGUUCCCAUGACCAGCGUGCGGCUGUCCUGCUAUUUUGAGAACCUCCUCUCCUACUUCUUGCCCAAGAAAGCCCCCGAUGGAAAGAGCUACUUGCUGAGCUUGCCCAUGGGUGAUGUGCCCAUGGACGGCAUAUCUGUGACCGACCUGGGCCCCGUGGUGCUCAGCCUGCUGAAGAUGCCAGAAGAAUAUGUCGGCCGGAACAUUGGGCUCAGUACCUGCAAGCACACAGCAGAAGAGUAUGCCGCUCUGCUCUCCAAGCACACCGGGAAGGCCGUGUGUGAUGCCAAGACGACCCCGGAGGACUACGAGAAGCAGGGCUUCCCAGGUGCCCGUGACCUGGCCAACAUGUUCCGUUUCUAUGCCCUGAAGCCUGACCGUGACAUCGAACUGACCCUGAGGCUCAACCCCAAGGCCAGGACACUGGACCAGUGGCUGGAGCAGCACAAAGGGGACUUUGCUGGACUCUGACCCUGCCACCUCUCAGCCCCAUCUGGGGAGACGGGGAGGUGCAGCACAGUGAUCCCUUGUUUUACAAAAAAAUUAUUUUUCAAGUAAAGGCGAUUGUUCUCACA
Messenger RNA from Canis lupus familiaris (dog), 1228 nucleotides. RefSeq names its product NmrA like redox sensor 1 (gene NMRAL1). The transcript has 5 exons. NCBI's taxonomy places the organism in Eukaryota, Metazoa, Chordata, Mammalia, Carnivora, Canidae. Bases 222 to 1124 code for a protein of 300 amino acids. The record is from RefSeq and is a predicted model, not a curated record.